This is a messenger RNA of Ixodes scapularis (black-legged tick), 2779 nucleotides long. Its product is annotated as 60S ribosomal protein L22. Bases 109 to 1038 code for a protein of 309 amino acids. The record is from RefSeq and is a predicted model, not a curated record. NCBI's taxonomy places the organism in Eukaryota, Metazoa, Arthropoda, Arachnida, Ixodida, Ixodidae. The transcript is spliced from 4 exons.
GCCAGAUCACGUGACCCACGCCGUCCUUCAAACUCCCGUGCGAGUGGUCGGUGGGGCAAUUCGCAGAGGGAUUCGCGCUUCUACACGGCUUGCCACAAUCUCGCCGAAAUGUCCGAAAACAAACCGGAUGCCCAGGUAGAAGAACGCUCCAACCAGGACCCCCUGGCGUCCACAGGAGAGGAGGACAGGGACAGUGGAGCUGCGUCGGCUGCCAAGGACGACGAAGCCAAUGGCGACGGCCCAGCUGCCAAGAAGUCCAAGGUGGAGCCGGCUAGGACGUCGUCGGGGCGUCCACAGCGGGAGAGUAAGGCAGCGGCGUCCCGGCGCCUGAGUCACCUGGAGGUGGCAGCCAAGGAGGGGGAGGCCCUGCUCAAGGAGCUGGGCCACAAGGACAGCAGUGACCCGGACUCUGGCCGCAGGAGGACCCGCUCCCAGACGAGGGGCACCGCCCCCACCCCAGCCCGCCAGCAGCGCCAGCAGAAGCAGGAGCCCGCCCGGCGGACAGCCAAGCAGCCACGCGCUGCUGCCAAGAAAGCUGCAGCCAAGCGCCAGAAAAAGCAGGAGGAAGAGGAAGAAGAGGAAGAGGAGGUCGAGGAGGAGCGCGAGGAGGCAAAGGACAAAAAGCCAGCCAAGGAGUCCAAGGAACAUGGAACCGAGUCAAAAACCAACGACACCCAGGCCGAAGACAAGAAGGAGCAGCUGAACAACAAAGAAGACGCCGCAGCAGACAAGACGCCCAAGGCCGAGAAGGCCGCUUCGGAGAGCGCCGACGAGAAGCCUGCUGGCGACAAGGCCAGCGGAGGAGACCUCAAGCCCUCGGCCUCCAGUAAUCCGUCGGUUACGGCAUCACCCGUGCCAGCUGCGUCCGCUCCACCUUCGUCCGCACCGGCCUCAUCUGCACCGGCUUCGUCCCCACCGGCUUCGUCUGCACCGGCUUCCUCUGCACCGGCUUCCUCUGCACCGGCCUCGUCAGCACCGGCUGCAUCCGCGACGGCGUCGUCAACACCCGCGCCGCCGCCAGAAGAGGUUGCCGCCUAGGAGACUCUGGUCGCUCGCGUUGCAAGGCGGGGGGGAAGGCCACCGUGCUGAAUUCUGUCCCCUCCCGCCUAACUGAGGCAGCAAGCACCCUGCCACACUCUCGUUCUCCUUUCGGUUUAGUGUGUCGUCAUCAUCUGCCGCAUACAUUGGGUUUUUAUUGCAUUUCUUCCGUUGUUUCGUAGCGAGCACUGCGUUGCGCGAGCGUCUUUUUCUCAGUGAUGGUGGCUUGCUGUCGGAAAGUUCUUUUUGCUUGCAGAUUUCUUGAAACCUGAAUGUCGCCGUCAUUUUCUUUUCUGUCGAGGCUGUGCGAGGAUUAAAGGGCAAUGAAUGUCGUCGGAGAUUGUGCUUUGUGUUGUAGACUUUUUUCGCUGUUGGGGGAGACAUGUUUGGCGUGCCUAAGAGUGCAUUUUAGUUUUAAUAACUUUUGAGUCAGGCUCCGAAUGGGAUCGAUGCACAAGUUGUAUCUUCCCUGCAGAGUUGUAUUUAUAGACUGCCCAACGUUGUUUGGGAACUGCAGAGGGGAUGGAUGGUGCUGAAGCAUUUCCUUCUGAAGAGAAAUACUUCCCUGUGCCAAGACACCUUGCCUGACUGUUAUACUUAGUGCCCCCUUCCCCCUCCCUCCUUUUUGACGUAAGAUUGACCGCUUCGCAAAUGCCAUAAUCAUUCAUUGUUUUCAAGCAUAGCUCGACAGAGCAAAUACCUCUCCCCAAAUUCAUGCCUUGUUUGCCGCCGCAGUGCUACCUUUUCACGCUUUCCUCUUCCCCUUACCGAGCGGUCGGAGUUCAUAUUUCUUUAUUUGUGGAUUGACAGCUGCUUUUCUAAAGAUGCUCUUGUUGGUACGGGCACCCCUUGUUAUUCUGUGAAUGACCAUUGGAUGCUAAACUCAGUGGGGCAUAAUUGAUUAUUGAGGAAAUUUGAUCAGUUUGACAAUUACCACUCGGAACCAUCAGUUUGACAAAAAAGCGUUUAGGGGAUCUAAAUUUUAAACACCUUUGUUUCGUUAAAUAAGUGUUGGGUUCUGUUUGCGUUAUCCUGAGUACUAUGCACUGUACAUAUGCAUUGUGCCCCUUCUAACACCAUUUUUGUACUCCCCUGGUCUCUAGGCAGAGUGGUACUUGUAGUCUCUUUUAUCGAAACUUCCGUUUCACCGAUGGUCUCACGUUGGGCUGAGAAACUCAAAGAUGGAUUUUGUGUGCGUGCAGUCAGCUCUUUGGAGUGUGGCCUUUUUCACAGUCGACCAGGUCUCCGGUGCGGGGGUCUCCUACAUUUUACGUUUUUAUGGCCCCUUGCGGUUAAGUUAAGCUGCUCCGAUUCAGAAAGCUUGUUUCUUCAGCGUGUGGUUUUUGUCGAAGCUUGGGCAUGAGCCUUACCUGGGCAUCCUUCAGAAGGAAGGGUAUCCAUAAAGAAUUAAGCUGACACUAAUUUAGAAUACAUGCCUUUGUGUUUUUGGUACCCUCGGUUAUUCAGAUCUCUUCAGAAUCUGUUUGGGAUUCGGAUAUGAAAGUUCCGAGGUUGGCGGAACUGGAAGAUGCUGUUUUCAAGAUACAUAAUUUUUUGCAUUGCCUUAACAUCAAUCCUCGGCAGGCAGGCAGGACCUUGAGGGCACCUGUUUUCCUGGGCAUUUUACUUCUUUUUUAUUGUCAUAGUAAUGUCCCCUUUUUGUAGUCGACUUCACCUUUGCUUUUCUCACUUCAUGACAAUGCAAGUGUAAAUCCACAAUAAAGCAGUUUACAUCAUCCAA